Molecule: messenger RNA, 1051 nt
Organism: Geodia barretti
Lineage: Eukaryota; Metazoa; Porifera; Demospongiae; Tetractinellida; Geodiidae
Source: the annotation of a GenBank genome assembly
UGCGCGCACUUUGCACAAGGUCUAGUUGACUGAAUAACGCUGCAUCAUGAAUCCACCAAUUGAAGAGGGAGAUUUGAAAACGUUGCUUAUCAAGCUGAACCAUGUAUGCAUGAAAUGGAGAAAGCUCGGCAGGGCUCUGGGGAUGCAGACACGACAGUUAGACAUCAUCGAGGCGAACGCGAGUCAGUCGAGGGAGUCGGUGGAGCGAACGCUGGAGAGGAUGCUAAUUGAGUGGUUGAAUUCGGGCGAAACUCGUUGGUCGGACCUCGUUAAAGCGUUAGACAGUCCACUUGUCUCCCAGACCGUCCUGGCGAAAGAGAUUCGAAAUGAGCAUUGCCGCGAUUUUAUUCUGCCGUCUGAAAAGACGAUACGCCAGCAGUCACCGCCGCGCCGUCGGGAGCACCAUCGGGAGCAUCAUCGGGAGAACCAUUGGGAGCACCCAUUCCGAUGUGAUGAUAGACGAGGCACUGCAGCUCUGCUAACGGGAGUAAUCAGCCUGUGCGUUGUUUUUGCAUUUGGAGGAAUCACACUGAUGGUUGUAGGCAUCAGUGGGCUGGUGGAUGGUGACGAUGACUAUCGAUGCUCCUUGGGACCAACGGACGUAUUCAAUUCUCUGAAUCUCAUAACAGGAGUCGUGUUCCUCAGCGGUCUGGCGAUCUUGAUCGUUUACCUUUUCUUUUUCUUCUUCAACAAUAUCAAUAAGAAAGUCGAGAAGGUCGUAACGGUGGGAGCCAUUGCUACGAGUCUGGUGUUGCUCGUGGUUGAUGUGAUCUACUCGUUCUACGCCGCGUCAGAGUUGCUGCCUGCCGUGGAGAGGUGGGAGCGAAACAAGACGCUGUGCCACGAAGCAAUCUUCCGUUCCUCGUUCGGGAUUAUCGUCACAUAUUUUCUGAUCAUCUUUGUUCUCAUUGUCGUGGGAGCUGUGGCAUUGUCUUACUCUGUCUACCUGGGAAUUGGACAUCUUAAGAGGAAGUUGAGAGGUGACAAUAGGUAGUUUGAACAAGUAUAAUAGCCAUGUUUAGCAAUGGAACAAAUAUAUUCUUUUUAGUAU